Rhipicephalus microplus (southern cattle tick) is the source of this 10986-nucleotide messenger RNA. RefSeq lists its product as uncharacterized. The record is from RefSeq and is a predicted model, not a curated record. Lineage: Eukaryota; Metazoa; Arthropoda; Arachnida; Ixodida; Ixodidae. Gene Ontology annotation, cellular component: catenin complex; beta-catenin destruction complex; cytoplasmic microtubule. Gene Ontology annotation, molecular function: gamma-catenin binding; microtubule binding; beta-catenin binding. Gene Ontology annotation, biological process: nervous system development; pattern specification process; cell fate specification.
AUGGGUCUCAAGACAACGGAACGGCCACCGACCCCGGGAUUCCUCGACUGUUCACCCAAGACUCUCGCUGAGGUACUUGAACCAUCUCCUGCCCGGCAGGACCGAAGCGUACCUCAUUAUUCCAUGCUGCAGGGAAGCGGCGCCGGAGGCGUCACUGGACCGUGGAGUGUGUCGACAGUGGUGCCGGACACGAGGAGCCGUGAGACGGACAAUGCCGGCAACUGCGGCGGCCGGUCUCCUCGGGACGGGCUGGUCCGGGGGACCACCGGCGCUAGUAGGACCUCGCCACGUCUCGCCUCUCCGACCGCCGAACGGCACCUCGCCUCCCUGCUGCAGCAACUGCGGCGGGAACGAUCACAUCAUCUAAACCACCUUCACCAGUGCCACAGGCUUGAGCUGUGGCAAGGGGCCGAAGUUGGCAGCACCGACAAUAAGAGGCCUCCGUCUCCAGGGCUCCAGGUUUACAGUAACUAUGUGUCCGUCAGCCCCAGUGAAGACAUGUCCACACAUCGCACUGAGGUGUUCAGGCACGACAAUAGAAGCACGAAUGAUAUUCCUACCAGGGUCGUUCUCUACAAGAAUAAACUGGCAGAUCCCUCACAUUUUCUUCAUGGACACUCGCUACCCCAAACUCCAACAGGGGUCGGAGUGUCACUGAGAAAUGGCAUGGGCCUGUCAUCAGAAGAGCAUGGCAGGACAUUCUGCCAGGAAGACUGGGCCGAUGAUCAACUUCUGUGGCGGAGCUUGCCAACCAGUGUGGGUGUGAGUGGUGUCACUGAUGGCUCUCACGGAUUUCCUGACGACGAUUACAUGGCAGGGCCAACAUUUGGCGUCGGUAUGAGUGCGAGCUACUAUGGCGGCCGGCGACCACACUCCCGUCACCUGAGCUCAAAGGUGGAGAUGGUGUACUCUCUGCUGUCCAUGCUGGGGACACAUGACAAGGAGGACCUGAGUCGGACAUUGCUCACCAUGUCUGGUUCCCAGGAGAGCUGUAUAGCUAUGAGGCAGUCGGGCUGCCUACCGCUGCUCAUACAACUCCUGCACGGCAGCAACCAGCAGCAGGAAGGGGAAUCACAGGAGAGCCAGGCCGAGCAGCGCCGAGUUGUGCGAGAGCUGCGGUUGCGGGCGAGCCAGGCACUGCACAACGUCGUGCAUGCCCACCCGGACGACCGUCAGAGCCGCCGUGAGGCUCGGGUCCUGCGUCUUCUGGAGCAGAUUCGAGACUUCUGCGACUACUUGCACGACCUCGAGGCAUGCAUUGCAGAGCCCAACCAGAAUGAACCUGGUGACCAACAUCCAGGAUCAGCUAUUGCAGCUCUCAUGAAGCUGUCCUUUGAUGAAGAACACAGGCAUGCCAUGUGUCAACUUGGUGGUCUGCAGGCGAUAGCAGAGCUGAUCCAGGUGGACCAGACCAGCCAUGGCAACACAGCUGAGCCGAGCUGCGUGACAUUGCGACGAUAUGCCGGCAUGGCGUUGACGAACCUGACCUUUGGUGAUGGUACUAACAAGGCACUGCUCUGCUCCAUGAAAGGCUUCAUGCGUGCCCUAGUCUCACAGCUGCACUCACCCAGCGAAGACCUGCGACAGGUGACUGCCAGUGUGUUACGCAACCUGUCAUGGCGAGCGGACUCGGGAAGCCGCGAAACCUUGAGGGAGGUUGGCGCGGUGCCUCUUCUUAUGGAGGCUUCAAUGGAGGCCCGCAAGGAGGCUACGCUCAAGAGCAUCCUCUCAGCACUCUGGAACCUCUCUGCACAUUGCACUGCCAACAAGGUGGACAUCUGCAAUGUGGAAGGAGCACUGGCCUUUCUUGUUGGCACACUCACCUACCGCAGCCCUUCCAAGACGCUGGCCGUCGUCGAGAAUGGGGGUGGCAUCCUUCGCAAUGUGUCCAGCUACGUUGCACUGCAGGAAGAGCACCGACAAACCCUUCGGGCACACAACUGCCUGCAGAUUCUCCUCAAGCAGCUCAAGUCUCCCAGCCUCACUGUCGUCAGCAAUGCCUGCGGCACACUGUGGAACUUGUCUGCACACUGCGCCCAAGACCAGCGCACCUUGUGGGAGAUGGGUGCUGUGUCGAUGCUGAGGAACCUCAUCAAUUCCAAGCACAAGAUGAUUGCCAUGGGCAGCUCGGCAGCUCUCAAGAACCUGCUGACAGCUGCUACGGAGCUGAAGCUGGCCGACUGCGACGGUUGCAACAACAACAAGGACGACAAUGACAAUGAGAGCCUGCCAUCAUUGGCGGUUAGGAAACGCAAGGCUCUGGAGACUGAGCUUGAUGCUAGCUUGUCGGAGACGUGCGACAACAUAGACAGUCCCCGUGCAAGUCCCACAGGAGACCCACGGUUUGGCUUUGACUUUCACCAGCCAGACAUUUUGGAACGGUUCCACACUUACCUUCCAGGGAGAAUGUAUCACAGCAUUGGUGGCGAGAGAGACGUUCCACGGUCGGACAGCCGCGACAGCAUUGGAAGCACGCAGUCAGAGCCAACACACUUGAGGCCUCCGCAAUCGGUGUUCUCUAGACAGCGGCGCAGGGGCAAGCAGCUUUUAGAGCGAUAUGGGCGGGGUGGUGAUUUUGGCAACUUGAAUCUGGCACUUGUGAAUCCAUACUUCCCUCAUCAUAGCUUAGAGGAAGAAGAUGCAGAAGCAUUGAAUGGAAAUGACUUGGAAGAGCCCCCAAAUCAGACCUUGGGUCAUAGAAAUGGCUUACCAAUGGGACCCCUGUGGCGAGACCCCAGUGAGUGUGUGAGGAGAAGGUUGGAUGACAGCCUUGAAGAGGAUGAUGAGGAGGAUGCUGAAGAUGGCGAGGAGGAUGACUUGGAAGUGGAUGCCUGCAGAAACAACUCUGACUCUGCUGGCCUGAGGCACCUGCAUAGCACGAAGCCUCUAGAAAGGAGUCGCAGGGAAGUUCAAGAGAUCCAGAGGAUCUUCGAGAGGGCACAGAGUCCGCAAACUUCACUUCGAGGCCUACAUGUCCAGUGUGCUAACGACACAGUUAUUUUGACUGACCUGGGCAGCUUGGAAGACAUAUCAGAUGUGGUUGUUUCGUCCGCUUCAAAGCAGGAACUUGAUUCUGAGGACAAAGAAGAGGAUGAGUGCCUGUCUGAUGACGAGGACCUUUUAUCUCCUCCUCCCCAAGUGGACGAAGACGUAAGUGAGGCAGCUGAAGGAGACUGCAGUGAUGCUCGCAGUAUGCUCGCAGUGAUGCUCAGACAAGUUUGGCAUUUGGUGGCUCUACCAAGGGCAGUGGGAUUCCCAUUAAAGCUAGCUUCACCAAACCACCGUCCAGGAAAGAUGGAACAGUCACAACAACUUGGGCUUCACGGCCUUCAGAGUAUCCCACAGAGGUCAAUUCCAUUGAGCCAGCCUAGUGCUGCGAACGAAGGGCCGGAACGACAUUCCAGGGGGUCCUCGGAGCUCAUGGAUAUCACGCCGGGCACCCCAGACACGUUGGAGCAAGUUCGUUCGGAGACGGGCACUGUGACUGUUUCGCAUGCACCAGCCAGCAUUGAAGCAGGUGGACAUCCAGGUGCAAUGCCAUCUUCGCAGCUGUGUUGUCAACAACAGCAGCAGGCUGUUGCACCCAUGGUCAGCAGAAAGCCAGCUGGCCACUGCUGUAGCUUCGCCCACUCUACACCGGCACCGUCUCUGCGCGAAUACAUUUACGGCAAGAAGAAAGCCGGUUCCAAACCACCGGUGGCAGUGAAGCCACUGCAGUUGCAGCAACACAGUGUGCCAUGUCCAGAGCAGUCCGAAGGUUCUCAAGCUGACACACCACAGCCAUUUCUACUAGCAAGUAGUUCCAGUCCGUCAAUCACCAAAAUACCACAGUCUGGGAGGCCUAGCCUUGUUGCUGCUCCAAAGGUCCGGACAAAUGCAAACUCUCCUGCAUUGCCACAGGCUUUCUCAGGUAAUGCUGGGAAGCCCCAGCAUGCAUCUGACAGCAUGUGCCACUCUGAACCAGGACCAUCGACUUCGAGGACUUCAGCAGCAGACGAACCCGCCAUGUCCUUCAGAGAAAAAAUUGAGAGGUUCAACCAGCUACCGAAAGAUUCCUCUUGCAUUCCCCAGAGGCAUUUCGGUUAUCAAAACAAGACGAGAAAGACUGAAUGCAACCUUGGCAUGGCAAGCUCUCUUACCCAGAAUGACAAAAACACUUCCGAAGAGAAGGGAAAAAAAGAUGAGCGGGCUCAAGAAAAACUUCGGCCUCAACCUGCUAAACUAAUUGAUGAUGAUUCGGAGAUGCCAAGUUCUGCAGAAUCUAGGUGCACAAGCCUUCCGUCAUCAUCGAGUACGAGCUCAUCAACACUGAAAGCGCCCCCAUUGACACAGCAUGUUCAGCCUGUCAUGAAUGGAAUGGUUGCAAGGCUCUUUGAUGAGGAAGUGCCAGCUAUAACAUUAAAUGCUGGGAAUGCAGCCCUUGAGGCUAGGUCAGUGAGACCUGACAUCGAGGAUGUAAUGAUGCAAAGUACGACAAGCUUGAUGUCCGACCUAGAAGGUGCGAAGCCUCCAUCUGUCAUGGGAGACCUUCUGUCCAUGAGCAUGACGAGCAGCGGCCUUUCUGAGGAUGUCUCAUCGAACGGAAAGUGUGGGAAGGCGCCAAAGCGUGGCCGUGUACCAGAGACUGUGCGGCGCGCCCUGGGAGCAUCGAUGGAGUCACCUUUCAGCGAUUGUGACCUCCUAGAUUAUGUCGGACCACCUUCCGCCAUGGGUUCAAUCGAGAACCUUAGCAUUCGCAGCAGAAGCGGUCAGUCCGACGAUCUUAACAACGUCAACCCACCUUCCACGAUGGAUGACCUCUCAAUGAGUGGCAGCUGUAUGAGCCUUAACAGCAUACCUAGUGACGAUGACUUAAACAGUCAGUCCAGUCCACUUGUGCCGGAACCCACUUCAAGAAGGAUGUCUAAGAGGGGCAGUGACAUGUCAGAGCGACUAAAUGCAGCUGCCAACAUGGCACAAGUAUACUCCCGUGAGCUAAACUCACUUGUAAAUGGCAGCAUGAAGAGCAGUAGUGGUACUUCAGAAAUGCUUGAACAUGUGCAACCUCCCUCAGUCUACCAGGAUAUGAAUGAAGUGACAUUCGAAGACAUGACAGAAAUGGGUUCUGAUGGGUUUGCAUCUGAUGUCGAAUUCGAUGGUGACCUGAUGCACGAUGAUGAUGUUCCGCUGACGUCCACAACGGAGACACUGCGACUUCCAGCCGUCUCCUCGUUGCAGAAGGAAGAGCAGUUUGGAGAUAGCACAGAAAAUCUGGCCAGCACAUCAGCAGACAUAGAACCCUUGGAAUCUGAUGAACACUUUUCAUCACCGGCUCAUCAUAGUUCUUCUCUUAGCCGCAGCAGCCCAUCAAAAAGAGUCCAAUGCCCAGCUGUUGACGUCGGCCCACCAUCUUUGCUUGGAAUGCCAGUGAAACAAGCUAGGGAGAGGUUCUAUGACGUUUUUUGCCAAAGAAAAGAUGACAAUGCAAUUGAUGAUGAGACCUUCUCGCUGAUAUCUAAUGAUUCUGACCGAGAGAACACAGAUGAUGCUGCCCAGCCAGAGUUGCAGGAGAAUGCAGAAUCCCUGUUGAGGCCCCCCUCAUCCCGAGGGCCACGAAUAGUGAAGCCAAUAAACAGGGAGACAAUUCGGCAAUUACAGGACAAGAAGGAGCAGGAAAGAGCCAGUGCAUCUCCACCGGUCGUCCGCAGGCGAGAAUCACUUCCUUCAAAGGUUGGUGCCAAACGUACUGGUUCACCAAAGCAGUCCAUAUCCCCAAACCCUUCCCCUAUCAAGCAUACUAAGGCCUCAGCGCUUAGAGCUUCACAAAAUCAGAGGUCCUCGUCUGAGGGAUCACGGCAAGUGAAGAGCACAUCUCCACAGCGGUUCGUGCGUACUGCUCCCAGCUCACCCGGUAAGACAUUGAGCGAAAGGCCAGGACUUCGAACACCUCGAGUCCUGACAAAGACUAUUACAACAAGUGCAGGGAAUUCGCAGGUUCACAGGCCUAUUGGGCGGCCGAAGAGUUUGGAACAAGAUGCUAGGGCAACAGCGGCAACAGACUGUUCAGACACUUCUCUGGCUCCUCCACCCCUUGUUAGACAGGGUACUUUCACUAAGGAGUCUCCCACAGACCCCACAGCAUCAGUUACGGUGGGCACAGAUCCAAAACAGUGCAAGUCUUCGGUGCAGGAUGGUGCUGCGGCCAAUAGCGGACGAUCCAGCACUCACAGCAGCCCUCAGCACUCUUCGCGAGGACCAGCAAAGAGCGCUUCGACUCCAAGUGUUCCAGUAAAUAGCAGCCGAUCAUCUUCAAGCGGUGGUGCAGUGCAAAAGAGGAGGACAAUUCCACACUCUCCAAGCUCACAUAGCCUCGGCGGUGACGACAAAAAGGGGCCUUAUGUACGUAGUCUCAGCAGUGGGGGAUUUCUGGCUUCUGGUGCCCAGGUUCAGAAAUCUGGAAGUGCCGCUAGUCUGAACUCACAGUCUAGCUCUGGCAGUGCAGCGAUGCCCCGUGGCAGAGCACCGGCUCCACCCAGGAAAGACACUGUUCCAAGCAAACUCUCAUCUCUGUGGAAGCGCAAGGGCUCCUCUCCACCUGCUUCCACCACAGCAGUUAAUUCUGCAAAGCCUGGUGUCAAAUCAACGGCUAGAUCUGAAAGGUAAUGCACAAGGGAGUCUAGCGGUCCUUCUGCUGCAAACAAGCAGUCGCAGCAGCCUGUAAUCUGUAGGAGUUCUACUUACGAAAAGCUGACAGACGUCGGUAUUGAAUCGGAGAUUGACCUGGAGUCUUCUUCAAAGGGUCGCUCGAGAAUGCCAAACUUGACUCAGCAACAGCAACAGAACCUUCAUCGGUCUUCUGUGCCUCCGGCUCAGCCUGCGAAGGCCGUACGACCAACUAAUUUCUGGAAGAAGCUGGCGGAACCAUCCUCGUCUCAGGCUUUGUCAUCACAGUCUUCCACGAAGACAGUAAUGGGCUUUGCCGCAAGCACUAAGCGUGUGUUUGGCACCACGAAGAUAUCAGAUGCCUCAGCGAGUCCCGUGGUCUCUCCUUCCUUGCUGCCUUCUGGUAAGGAGAGUUGCAGACCCACAGUUCUCGCGCUCAGGCUCAACAGCCCUGUAGCGGCAGCAUCCCCUUCACAGCAGCCACUGCACUCACCCAUGCUUCACAGUCCAAUGAGUCAGCUGGGGGCGACAGCCUUGUCGCCCACUGCAGACUCCAAGGGCUCAUCGCCAGCAUCGGCUGUGGUGUCGCCGUUCAAUUACAAGCCGAAGACGCCCACCACUCCUGGAGGCACACGCUCCCUGAUCCCUGCUCCCGUCAAACUGGCUGGCACCCCACGGUGUGCCGUUGAACAGGAGCUGCAGGUCAAGUAGGCAUUGUGUCAUUCUGGGGCAGCUCAUGGACAGGUGUUGCGUCAAUAAGUUGAGCGGUCUGGUGCAUGGUGUUGCUGGAAGCCUGUGUCAUAGACUGCUUGCUUCAUUGCGCAUGGACGGUAUGCUUGUAGAGAAUGUUUACUUGAAUCAGGUGGUCACAUGUGGAAGCUCAUGCUUGCUUGAGAAUGUCUUUGGGUGUGGUGAAGUCUUUAGGUAGUGCUUCACCAAGUUUUAUUGGCAGUUUUGGAAGAGCCAAUAAAUAAUAUAAAGUCUAUUUCCAUCAAGUUACUUAGGACACAAGUAAGAGCUGUGCCAACCCUUAUUUGCUUUUUGCCUCCUUUCACAAAGCUGGAAUUUCUAUAUUACUACAAACACCUUGAAAUACCAAUAUAAUUAUUGUAUACUGCUUACGACACAGCUUUUAAGCUUCUGUUCAGUCUAUGUGUAGUGCACCAGGUCCUGCGUGCUUCACACAAUGUAGUCUUCAUUUGCCGAGUGCGUGCUGACGAGCUCUUUUGCCAACACAUGAUAUAUGCUUUUAUGUUCGCUAACCUGAUUUUUCUGCAUUCAUAAGAAACUGGCACAUCCAAAGUGCUAUUGCAUAAUGUACAUCAUAUAAUAAAGAAAGUUAAAAACAUUGUAAUAGAAAGGUUACAGAACUUAGCCAGUCAGUGGAUAUUCGACAUUUUUAAAGCGUAUGCUGAAGGGAGAUGAACUCUGUGCAGCGCAAUGAAAACAUGGGGAAUUUCGGUCUAGGUUUUGCUUGAACACCACCUGACUACAAUUGAGAUGGAAUCUAAUUUUAUGCACUGGGAGCAGAUAUGAAACCAAAUGUAUGUCCGUUCCAUCCAUCAUACCGACUAGUUGACAGUAAUAAACUGUCGGCAGAAAAGUCACACAUCCGUCAAAUAUUUCGGUCCAGCCACUUAAGUAGAGAAGUACAUAGUGAUAAACCAUUUAAGUGCAACAUUAGCCAGCACUGACCAACAUAAAAAACGAUGCAUGUUCUUGCCAAAUUCCUGACAGCUUUCAUAGGCAGCUGUUUUGUAAAGCAAAUGUCUCAUUACAACCACAUAGGGUAUGAUAAACACAUAUUACUUUGAGGCUGAAAUGCAUAUGAGCAGUUCGCUUAUGCAUCUUGAAGUGCUGGAAAGAUUAGGAUGCUGCUUUUGAAAACUUUUCAUUGCUGUGUUGUGCUCAUGCAUACACUGAAGGCGGUGUUUUAUAAAUCUUUGUCCAUUCAUUGCAAGUGUUGCUUGCCUACUCAUUCAUGCAGCAGAUUCGGAUGCAGUGGUGUGUGUUGGUUUACUGAAGUUUUAGUAGAAAGCAUCUAAGCCCGGGUCAACAUGAUGACUGCACUAUGGCGAGAAAAAAUUUCAUGUGCUCCAUAGUGCACAUGUGCACAUCCAUGUUCAUUUAUGAUAAGGUUUUGUUGGAUGGUGCUUUUGUGCUACAGUCAACCUGGAGCCCCAUGUCACUGUUGUACCAAUGAGGGUGUGAUGGGCCUUCUUAAGUACUUCAGGUUGUAGCUGUGAGGGGCUUGUGUUGAAAAUUCAGUAUGUUGCUUCAAGGCUUUAGUUAUUCAUGAGAGAAGCUAUGAAGCUCUGGAAAAGCAAGCUACUAGUAACAAGAAGGGAAGCUGUGGAGAGGCUUAGACACAUUAUAACAAUGGCUGGGUCACAUGUGACUUCGCUAACGAAGAGCAUCACCAUUGGCAACAUUUCUUUGCCUCAAGAACUCUGAUUUUUGUUGACGAGUUCAGUGCUAGCGAAGCCAUUGGGAGUGAACCCGGCCCACUGAGCUAGUAAUUCGGCUGCUUUCAAGUGGAUGACAUGUAAUUACCAUCUGCUAUUUUGGCCUACAUGCAUAAACCACAUUGGUGGCGCCAUCCCACAACAUUAUGUACAGCCAAGCUGGGGCACAAACUUAUUGAGUUCCAGCACCUUUCAUGCCUAGAAAAAGUUGAAAGAGAGCUGUAAAAAUAAAUCGCUGCUGGAUCGCUAUAAUAUAACAGGAUGAGCAGUAUUUCUACGCACAUUGCCGUGAGAGGCUUGCACACUUUGAUUAAACAAGGACUCGCAAGAGGUCGCAAUUCCAAGCACUGACUUGGUGGGCAACAAUGGCGCUAACAAUAAAUGUGCUUGUACAGACUGGCUUUUCACUCCCUUGCAGGCGAGUGAAGAGCCACCAUCAUUUGCUGCCAGCUUGAAAAACUUCUCAUUUGUUUGUUUGGCUGCAAUUAAAUCUUUUCCUUACAAAUAAGCAAGAAAUGGAAAGUGGCCAUAUCAUGUUUGUUUCUUUUCUUGGGGACAUCUGCUGCAGAUUACUAAGGGUAUUCUGGGGCAACGGUAUUUAUUGGAGAUGUGUGUGGAUUGGUCACUUCAAUAUUUCACACAUCCUCAUUUUUGCGGUGUUUUUGAUGAGUGGUGUCACAUCUGUAUCAUCGUAAUAGUUAUGUCUGACAUUGUUAAGAUCAUUAAUUGUGUAUUAUAUAACUUUAAGGCAUUGCUAGGUUUUAUUGUCAUAAGCAGCUUAUGUAGCUACUAUAUUUAUGGUCCCUGUGAAAAGAAGGCAACACUUGGUGCUUGCUUACUGUUGAUAUGGAGUAAGCACUUGAUGUUCCUCUAGGAUUUUAAACAAAACUUUUGCAUAUUCUAGUCAAUACAUUAUGAGCUUCAGUGUAGCGACGUAACCUUGUGCAGCUGUUCAUAGCAAUGGAUGCGUCAGUAUUGUGUGACGCAUCUAAGAGCUGUCAUUGUCAUGCACUUGUGCCAUUUUUUUGUGCUCUGUGUACGAAGUUUAAAAAAAUUUUUGCUUGCUAUUAGGUCUCUUCAUAGACUUGUUUAACAGCGAUUUAUCUCAUGUAAGGGGUACUUUCUGCUUGUAACUCUGUAGUGUGAAAUUUUCAGUCAUCUGUAGACAACUUAUCUGCUGUCAUGUGCUUGAGCUUCAGUCGUAUUGUUUUUGUGCAACUGCAGACAGGAGGAUUUGAGCACAGUGUAUAAUGUAACGAAAUGUACAGGCACAGCUCCUAGUGUAUCUUGAUGCCAAAUUUUUGUAAGAUCAGUAGGCAAAAGUUUUUCAGUGGGUUUGACUCAUACUUGAGACAGUCUCCUUUUAUCUACUGUAGUUCGUUGUUUUGACAUCCCUGUAUUUAUGUCUACUAUUUGUUCAAGCGAUGCACUUGCUGUAGUCUAUAUAUGCUAUUGCAAUGCUUCGUCAAUAAGCACGACAGUUCGCUUGCGGGCUGUACAUUUUCACCUAUUGUACGAGUGUUCGUGCAUUAUAGUUUGUACAUACUGUACAAAUAGAUGGGUAUUCUAUAUGCAUUCAGUUACAGAUAUGAAUACUAACCAUGUUUAGAAAUGCAUUGCAAUGGAUUUUUAGGUUGAUUCCUCCUUCAAGUGUUGAAAUUGAUAGUUUUUUUUUCUCCCUCUGAUAAUUGCUUUCACCAUAUUUCUCUUUCUGGUAUGCUGCCUGGCUUGCUGCAACAGAGGAGUUGUGUAAUGGAAAUAGCAUGACAUGCCAGUCAUAUCUGCACAUUACAUCAAAGAAGUGUGUGUGAGUGGAGUACAAAUGAAAGGUUACGAAGUUACCCAAUCGUAAAAUAAACGAAAACCCAGUCAUCAGAAA